Molecule: messenger RNA, 486 nt
Organism: Penicillium canescens
Lineage: Eukaryota; Fungi; Ascomycota; Eurotiomycetes; Eurotiales; Aspergillaceae
Exons: 2
Coding region: 1-486 (161 amino acids)
Source: RefSeq, a predicted model, not a curated record
AUGACAUGGACCAUGGUGACCUCCUCCACCACAACGAUGCUGUUAUACGGCCGUCCAUUUCUAACACAGUGGGAAAUUGGCCUGUGUUCCUUCCAAAUGGCACUGGCUGCAUCUGGGCUCUCUAAGCACGGGUUGGCUCCUGGACCAAAACUUCAGGCGUUUGGAAAAGGUUUUCGACACUCGCGACUUCCCCUAUGUGCAAGCUCGUCUACGUUUAGUGCCUCGAUUCAGCAUGGUACUCAUGAUUUCCCUGGCUCUAUACGGGCCAAGCUUCGAGUUCAACGACUUGCGGCACUAUUUUGUUCCAAAUCUUGCGGCGCCACUCAUCCUACAGCCCCAGUUUCAUUCACGGCGACUGUUAUCUUCAAUAUCAACUCGGCGGUGCGGAUUGACUGCUUCCUCGACCGACCAGCGAGCGCAACGGCGCUCAGCAACCAGUGCCGCUGUAUCCUGGGCGUGGAGGGAGCCAGUGUCAUCAACCAUUAA